Molecule: messenger RNA, 2562 nt
Organism: Oryzias melastigma (Indian medaka)
Lineage: Eukaryota; Metazoa; Chordata; Actinopteri; Beloniformes; Adrianichthyidae
Gene: waslb
Product: WASP like actin nucleation promoting factor b
Biological process (GO): regulation of Rho protein signal transduction; actin filament organization
Molecular function (GO): actin binding; small GTPase binding
Source: RefSeq, a predicted model, not a curated record
AACUGCCAUGUUGGAUGGAGCUGGUUUAGGGCUCUGUGACGGCUUGACUGCCCAGGAAAGUUUCUGCAGUGUUCCGCCUUCGCUCGGUUGCUCCAAAUUCUGGUCCCAUUUCUUGAGGAGCUGCGGGACUUUAGCUCUACAUUCCUAAACCAGCGACCAUCUUUGGCGCCGUCGCCUUGCGGAGGAAACGCGAGGGCCAAUCCCAAACCGGUGCGAGAGUGGGUCCGGAGGACGAAGGCCACCCAUGACCGAGAGGAAUUGUUUAUGUGUCUUUUGGGGUCUCGUGUAACGAGUAGAGUCGGUGUAUACUUAAACUAAUUGAUCUCCAACGAUGAGUGGACCUCCACCGCCACGGCGGCUCGUCAACACGGGUUCGAUUCUCCUGACUCACCAGGAAAACGAAUGCCUCUUCAACUACCUUGGUAGAAAAUGCACCUCGAUGUCUUCAGCUGUGGUCCAGGUGUACACAGGUGACAGGAACGGCAGCUGGAGUAAGAGAUGCUGCGGGGUGGCCUGUCUGGUCAAAGACAACCCCCAGCGUUCGUACUUCAUCAGAGUCUUUGACAUCAAGGACGGCAGAAUGAUGUUUGAACAGGAAUUGUACCAAGACUUCAAGAUGCAGAACCACAGGAAUUAUUUCGCUUCAUUUGCUGGAGAUACGUGUCAAGUGGGUUUAAACUUUGCCAGCGAGGAGGAGGCAAAGCGUUUCCGGAGCACAGUGUCGGACCUGAUGGGAAGAAGACAGAGGAGAACCGAGAAGAGGCGUGGCCCUGCAGAUGGACCCGCGUUGCCCAUGGCGACCGUCGACAUCAAAAACCCAGAGAUCGACAGGGAACAUCGCAACUCCAACUUCAAACAGAUCAACAUCAACGCCUCUUUUCCCAGGAGGGAGAAGAAGACCAAAGGAGGGGGGAAGAAGAAGAAACUGACCAAAGCGGACAUCGGCACGCCCAGCAACUUCCAACAUCUGGGUCAUGUGGGAUGGGAUCCAAACACAGGCUUUGAUUUGAACAACCUGGACCCUGAGCUGAAGAACUUGUUUGACAUGUGUGGCAUCUCUGAGACCGACCUGAAGGACAAGGAGACCUCCAAGCAGAUUUAUGACAUCAUUGAGAAGAGCGGUGGCGUGGAAGCCGUGAAAAACGAGCUACGGCGACAAGGCCACCUCCACCUCCCCCACCUCCGGGACCCCCACCGGUCGCCCCCCCACUGCCCACUACGGAGGCUAACGGGGGAGAUAAGUCAGCACUGCUGAGCCAGAUCAGGGAGGGGGCCCAGCUGAAGAAGGUGGACCAGAAAGAGAGGCCGGUGUCCAGCACCGGCAGAGACGCACUGCUGGACCAAAUCCGACAAGGGAUCCAACUGAAAACCAGGGAUGAAAACACCGACUCUGCACCAGCCCCCGCCACGCCUUCAGCGGGCAUCGUCGGAGCUCUGAUGGAAGUCAUUCAGAGGAGGAAGGCCAUUCAUUCCUCAGAUGAGGAUGAUGACGACGACGACGAUGAAGACUCUGAGGAAGACGACGAGUGGGACGACUAGCAAUUUAUCCCCCCAAACCCUGGAAUUCUAGUGACACUAAAAUCUGUUUUUGUCUGUUUUAAAGUGAAACGAUUGAUUUCAAGUUUCUAAAUUUAAAUGUCCUCACAGUUGCUGUACAUUUUUGUUGCCUUUAUGCUUUUUUUUUAUUAUUAUUAUUCUGUGCAAUACCUCAUUAAUCUGUAAAUGGCAUUUUCACUUAAUUCUUCAUCUGUCAACUUGCAUCUCUUUGUUUAUAACUGUCAUUUCUUUAUUCUUUUUUUUCUUUUUCUUAGUGUAACACACUAUGUUGUUCCCCGUUCUUCACUUCGUUGAUCAAACAUUCUUUUAUAUCUGCUGCUUGUCAUCCCCCAUCAGCUCUGUCACAUAUCCUCAAAACAAAUGUGCAAUUUUUGACAAAAAUCUCUUUAAAAUUAGAGCUGAAUGUCUUUUUUUCCUGUAUAUUUUGGUCAGUAACUAAGGAGGGCUUGCAAGAUAGUUAGACCAGUUUUGACAAACUAUUGUAUCAUUAAGAGGGAAAAAAUACUAUUUUCAUACCCUACUGCUCCGUAGUUUAUUUUUUACACAUUCAGAAACUCCUAGUUUAGUGUUCAUAUUUUCUUAAAAUGAAGAAAAUGCUCUUUUGUUUUGGAAAUUUAGCUCCAUGUUGCUGUGGACUGUAAAUUUGUUCCAGAGUUGUUGUCUUGUUAUAUUUUUGCACCGAUUGUUCGACAGGAAAAUUUCUGUCGAAUUCAUGAUGGAAUUAAAAAAAGAAAAAAAAAAAAAGAAUAAUGUUUAAUGAUAUGGAGUUAAACAUGAACUAUGAAUAUCAAACACUACGUACAGUAAAGUAAGCAGCCCAGAGGGUGUUUGGCUCGCUAAUAACCGUUUUUGUUCCGGUCAUCGUCACACUACAGAUUAUGUUGAGUUUGUGCGUUUUCUUUUGUCUUUUUUUUUUUUCUUUUUUGAAGUAUUAAUAAAUGCCUGUUUGUUGUAACCAGCUCAUUUAUCAUGUAAAGCUUAAGGAAUAAAGACAUUUUAGUUUUA